CGCCUGGGCGCACGUUGAAGCUGCAGGUGGAUUCCGAGCCACCAGGGGGCGUCGUUUCCAGACAUUCAUCGCUGCUUCGCCGGGCGGGAUUUCCGCAAUAAUACCCAGUAUGGCGAAGACGUACGAUUAUUUGUUUAAAUUACUGCUAAUCGGUGACUCUGGUGUCGGGAAGACCUGCGUGUUGUUCAGGUUUUCGGAAGACGCCUUCAACUCAACGUUUAUCUCAACUAUAGGCAUUGAUUUCAAGAUUAGAACAAUAGAACUUGAAGGCAAGAAGAUAAAGCUGCAGAUAUGGGACACAGCCGGCCAGGAGCGCUUCCGAACAAUCACCACAGCCUACUACAGAGGAGCCAUGGGCAUCAUGCUUGUCUAUGACAUCACCAAUGAGAAGUCCUUUGAUAACAUCAAGAACUGGAUAAGAAACAUCGAGGAGCAUGCAUCAUCCGAUGUUGAAAAGAUGGUUCUUGGCAACAAGUGUGACAUCAAUGACAAGCGUCAGGUAUCCAAAGAGAGGGGCGAGAAGCUUGCUCUAGAGUAUGGAAUCAAAUUCAUGGAGACCAGUGCAAAAGCCAACAUCAAUGUGGAAAAUGCAUUUUUAACACUUGCCAGAGACAUCAAAUCAAAAAUGGACACAAAAUUGGAGGGAAACGCACCACAGGGAAGCAGUCAUGGAGUCAAGAUCUCAGAGCCUCAGAAAAAGACCAGCUUCUUCCGCUGCAGCCUACUCUGAGGUCUGAGGCUUUUGAUGCUAGCUGCUAGCUGGCUGGACAUACAUGGACUGCUCUCAGCACUUCCUCCCCUCCCCAUGUUCUCUCAGUCACCACCAACCAUUAUUCUCCCUAAGUGGAGGACAUCCAGUCCCCCUUCUUUCCUCUUCUAAAAGCUUCCAAGUGGUGCAUCUCCAUUUUUAAGGAGAUUUGUUGUCUUCAUGGAUCAGACUGCAUGACAAGCGGAGGUCCUGGUCCAGAUGUUCCAUAUCAAACAAAAGACAGCCUCUUGCUUUUCUCGUUCGUCUUUCUGAUCUCCACACCUAUUACAUCCAGCUGGUAGCACAAUGAGAAUGAGAGUUUGUUUCAUUCAUUUCAAAUUUUGAAUUAUAAAUACAAAUGUGAUAUUUAGAUCUAUUUUAUUAGUGCUUAUUCCCUUUUUAUGUGAUGGAUGACACUUGGAGACUGAUAGGCUUGAACUCGAGCGUCUGAAUCAGAGCUGCACAGGCUUUCUUUUCACUUCAUAGUGCAUCAACUGUAAUGAGGCAAGAAUCAAAAGGGAAAACAUUUGAAUGUGUUCCUGUUUCAGUUCUGCUCUUUGAUUUGCACGCAGUCCUCAGCAGACAUUUGAUAAAACAAUGAUUAUUACUGCAAAACCAUGUCGCCGUCUGUAUCUGUGGACGACACAGAUCGUCACGUUUAAGAGUCUAAUACUUGGAUUUGGUAUUUUUGUUUGAAAAGCGGAGGUUACAACCAUUUAGCAAUAUAUUUUCUCUCUGUCGACUGUUUGAGCUCUAAAUGAAGGAUUUGUAACAGCUUGGACUCGCUCUUGGGCUAAUGAUGUCUCUGGUUAUUUGAUCAGCAAUUAAAAUCACUCUUGAGGUUCCGCACUGUAAGCCCCUUCUCUACUAUCCACGCAGCUCUCUUUGCACUUUACCAGUAACUCGUGUUGUGUGUAGUCUGUGCCAAGUGGUAGUUUUACAAUACACUUGCUUAGUUGACAUAUUUUGAUCUAGUGAGUCUCGGUAAUGUCAUGGGCACAAUUCCUAAAAUUUGCUGCAUCCAUGUAUAAAUGACUUGACCUCCUUGCUCUUCCUCUGAGAACCCUCCCUUGUUGCUGUGCUACUGCCCUGCCAAACUGUAGGUUUAAGGCGAUCUGGUUUUGUCUUAAAUGAAAGCAGACUUGACUUAAGCUUAGAAACGGCCUGACUAGAAGUAUUGUACAUUUUCCUGUGCAUUUGUUUCCUUGUUGCUCUGUAGUUUGACCACUAGGUGGCACCAGAGGCAUUGUAUGCACCCAGCGUCCACCAAAGUGAAACCUUCACUAGUAUUUUAGUAAGCGACCAGCCACCAUGAACUACAAAGUGUACCUUUACUUGUAUUGUAUUGUGUUUCCUUCCACACUUUGCUAGUCAGAAAAGAAGCUCUUGGACGUGUGUUGCUUGCCACAUGUUUGUAAUAUUGAAUCCUUUGGGACCUCAUUUGUACCUUGAGCAUUUGUUCGUCAUAGGGAUCUAUGCAUCGUGAAUCCUGGACCUGUGCAUAUGUGUGUCGUGCUACUUGAGGCCUGUGCUGUUGUAUGUGCGGGCAGGUUGUUUCCUGUGUUUUGUCAUUCACUGAGCCAAGAUCAGUACAUGGUUUGUUGGAAGAAAACGCUGUUGCUCUAUCUGCUCUAUCUGUUGACUCAUCAGCGUGAUUCUGUAGCUUUAAGUCAAACGUGGAGAAAUAGGGAGCAGGCUUCUGUGGGACUCAAGCUCUGUCAUUUUCCCUCUAACUUCAUCAUAUCCUCCAGAGUUCUAUCACAUGUCGUCAUAGACUGAACAUUCCUUUUACAGCCAUAUUUUCAUUCCAUUAUGAAGUAUACAGGGAGAAUAAUGCAAUACACUUGGGUGGGUGGGAAAAAUGUAAAUACCACAUUGACAAAAAGAGGUCUACUUAAAUUGUACUGUACUUUCUAAACCCAUAUACGAGUAUCUACAAUCUACAGUUCGUAGAUAUGUGUACUUUUGAUUUAAUAAAAUAAGAAUGUAAAACUCUA
Molecule: messenger RNA, 2745 nt
Organism: Betta splendens (Siamese fighting fish)
Lineage: Eukaryota; Metazoa; Chordata; Actinopteri; Anabantiformes; Osphronemidae
Gene: rab8a
Product: RAB8A, member RAS oncogene family
Exons: 8
Coding region: 110-730 (206 amino acids)
Biological process (GO): regulation of exocytosis; protein secretion; neurotransmitter receptor transport to postsynaptic membrane
Cellular component (GO): dendritic spine; synaptic vesicle; trans-Golgi network transport vesicle
Molecular function (GO): GTPase activity; GTP binding
Source: RefSeq, a predicted model, not a curated record